AAUUUCAGAUUUUUUGCGCCCAAAGCAAUGACAAACUGAAUAUAGAGUAUAAUAUGAAUACUUCUCGUAAGUAUGAAGCAUGGCAGGGCAGCAGGAGAAGGUCUACAAUACAAAAUCUUCCAUCUCUGGAUCGACCACAGUCGACAUUGAGCGGCAAACCAAAGAUUAUACAACAGGGACCUUGGACGAGCGCGGUUCCAACAAAGGAGGAAAAACAUUGCCGAAUGAUCAGUGAUUCUAUCGGGAAUAAUUACAGUCCAAAAGCAAGAGAGCUAUCGACUAUGAUUCUGUUUGAAAAGUAUCAUUUAGUGACGGAAAAAGAAUUGAGAAAUAAACGAAGUCGAAAACAACGUGAACACCGUGAUUUAUGCCCAAAGAACCAUCCACUUCCACCAUCCCACGCUACUGCCACGUUUAAAGCAUGUAAUUACACGCCGUUGUUAGAAACUGCCGAUAUUCAACUUAAUGCAUCUGCCCGCCAGCCAACAUUUAACAAAAUACAUAGGGAAUACAAAGACGGACGAAGUGACCGAUCAAUUAGGUUUACCAAGCUCCACCCAAAGCACACAAGUCGUGCAGCUACUCAAGGUUCUUUGCAAUCAUCUGUUAUUGCCAACCGCGGUGAGAGAAUAUUUACAUCAAACCACGGACAUUUUCGAUCACAUGGGUCAGCGAAUAAACGUAAAAUGCCGCAUUUUGACUUUGAGGUUUCCAACUCCUUUCAUUGCAACGGAAUUGCCUGGAAACAAAAUGAAGAAGUUGCAAACACGAAUAGAAAUCGCUUCAAUUCCGCUUUAUUUUCGAACCAAAGGCUUGUCCUAUCUGUCAAUAAAGUUACGGAUGAAGCACAGCAGAAAACAGCAUUUCGAGAAACUGAAGAUAAUUUUAGUUCAAACGUAGAAGUUUAUGAACAUCAAAGCUCAAUGUAUCAUGUCCGGUCUCGAUUCCACCGAACACACUUCGAUGGAGAACAAGAAACAAACAGUGCGGAUAAACAAAUUGAAACAAAUGAUGAUGAAUGUUCAAGUGGUAGCAGUGGGACAAGUCGUCAACAUACAACAUGUAACAGUGGGGUGAUGUUGGGUGCCAGUGAUGAUGACGUCUCUGAUGAAGAAUCUUCCGCUCCAAGUUCUGAUGAAGAAGAACUUCGAACACACGAUGAAGCAACCCGGGCAGCCCUUGAGGUAAUUUUCCCGCCUUACACGUGCUCGUUUCAUGGCAUUUCCCGACCUGCGAGCCCAGAAGAAAAGCACGCUGAGCGAUAUUUCUCUCUUUUAUCGAACUCAAUUGACGAUUCUAUGAUUUCUGCAAAACCAAACGAAUGGACAGAAAACUCACUUUCUAUGAUUAAAUCUUGCCUUAACUGGGUUGGCCGAAUACAGUUGACCAAUUACUUAAAGAAAUUAAUAUUCUUUAUCUGAAGAGCAUUAAAAAAGCUGUCCUUGAUUAUAUUUUAUUGGAUAAAGCAGAACAGGAUCGACUUGGAUUGGUC
This is a messenger RNA of Ciona intestinalis (vase tunicate), 1492 nucleotides long. The record is from RefSeq and is a predicted model, not a curated record. NCBI's taxonomy places the organism in Eukaryota, Metazoa, Chordata, Ascidiacea, Phlebobranchia, Cionidae.